GAGCAGCCUCUGGGUCGCCGGGGGCUCCCGACCAGACUUCUGCAGCCUCGGGCGCCCAAGGCCACGUGGGUUGUCUUUGCCUGGACCUGCUGGCGGUGGCAGACAAAGGGAGCGAGCCGGAGUGACGGUCACCCCAGAAGUCGCAUGCGCGUACUCCACGCUUCGAGCCCGCCAUGGAUGAUGGGUACCGAAACAGCCCGAACCUCUACCACGGAGCGAGGGACAUAGCUGGCGAGGCGGCCAGGCAGUCCUGGAACCAAGGCAUGGAGGGCUCCAGUUACCAGGACGGCUACGAGGGCUACUACCGCGGCAAUGAGUCGAACCCGGAAGAAGACGCCCAGAGUGACGUCACCGAGGGCCAUGACGAGGACGACGAGAUCUACGAGGGCGAGUACCAGGGCAUCCCCCACCCGGACGACGCCAAGGCCAAGCAGGCUAAGAUGGCGCCCGCCAUGGGGGACAGCCUCCGGGGCCGGGCGGACCUGCUGGCCGAGAGGAUGGAAGACGAGGAGCAGUUGGCCCACCAGUACGAGACCAUCAUUGAUGAGUGCGGCCACGGGCGCUUCCAGUGGACCCUCUUUUUCGUCUUGGGCUUGGCCCUCAUGGCCGACGGGGUGGAGGUGUUUGUGGUGAGCUUUGCCCUGCCCAGCGCAGAGAAGGACAUGUGUCUAUCCAGCUCGAAGAAGGGCAUGCUGGGGCUGAUAGUCUACCUGGGGAUGAUGGCCGGGGCCUUCGUGCUGGGGGGCCUGGCCGACAAGCUGGGCAGGAAGCGAGCCCUCAGCAUAGCGCUGGCCGUCAGUGCCUCCUUUGCCUCCCUCUCCUCCUUCGUGCAGGGAUAUGGAGCCUUCCUCUUCUGCCGACUCCUCUCUGGCAUCGGCAUAGGGGGCUCCUUGCCGAUCGUCUUUGCCUAUUUUUCGGAAUUCCUGUCUCGGGAGAAGCGGGGCGAGCACCUCAGCUGGCUCGGCAUGUUCUGGAUGACGGGGGGCAUCUACGCGUCCGCCAUGGCCUGGAGCAUCAUCCCUCACUACGGCUGGGGCUUCAGCAUGGGGACGCACUACCACUUCCACAGCUGGAGGGUGUUCGUCAUCGUCUGCGUGCUGCCCUGUGUCCUGUCCUUGCUGGCCCUGCAGUUCAUGCCGGAGAGCCCCCGCUUUCUGCUGGAGAUGGGCAAACACGACGAGGCCUGGAUGAUCCUGAAACGCGUCCAUGACACGAACAUGCGGGCCAAGGGGGCCCCCGAGAAGGUGUUCACGGUUUCCAACAUCAAGACGCCCAAGCAAAUGGACGAGUUCAUCGAGAUCCAGAGCGCGACAGGAACCUGGUACCAGCGCUGGCUGGUCAGGUUCAAGACCACGUUCAAGCAGGUCUGGGACAAUGCUCUGUACUGCGUGAUGGGGCCGUACAGGACGAACACACUGAUCCUGGCUGUGGUCUGGUUCGCCAUGGCUCUCAGCUACUACGGGCUGAUCGUCUGGUUCCCUGACAUGAUCCGCUACUUCCAAGACGAAGAGUACAAGUCUAAGAUGAAGGUGUUUUUCGGCGAGCACGUGUACGGUGCCACGAUCAACUUCACCAUGGAAAAUCAGAUUCAUCAGCACGGGAAGCUUGUGAAUGACAAGUUCACGAAGAUGCACUUCAAGCACGUACUCUUCCAGGACUCCGUCUUCGACGAGUGCUACUUUGAAGACGUCACUUCUACUGACACUUAUUUCAGAAACUGCACCAUUGAGUCGACCGUCUUCUAUAACACAGACCUGUACGAGCACAAGUUCAUCAACUGCCGCUUCGUCAACACCACCUUCCUGGAGCAGAAGGAGGGCUGCCACAUGGACCUGGAGGAGGACAACGACUUCCUGGUCUACCUCGUCAGCUUCCUGGGCAGCCUGUCCGUCCUGCCCGGGAACAUCAUCUCGGCGCUGCUCAUGGACAGGAUCGGCAGGCUCAAGAUGAUCGGCGGCUCCAUGCUCGUCUCCGCACUCUGCUGCUUCUUCCUCUUCUUCGGCAACAGCGAGUCCGCCAUGAUCGGCUGGCAGUGCCUGUUCUGCGGGACCAGCAUCGCGGCCUGGAACGCACUGGACGUGAUCACCGUGGAGCUCUACCCCACCAACCAGAGGGCCACAGCCUUUGGCAUCCUCAAUGGAUUAUGCAAGUUUGGCGCCAUCCUGGGAAACACCAUCUUUGCUUCCUUCGUGGGGAUCACCAAAGUGGUCCCCAUCCUCCUGGCCGCCGCUUCUCUGGUUGGGGGUGGCCUGGUUGCCCUCCGGCUGCCCGAGACGCGAGAACAGGUCCUGAUGUGACCACCCGUGGGGACAGGAGAGGCCGAGAGCAUCGCGGACGCAGCCCCGCUUCCUGCCCUCCCCGUCCCGCGGCCGCCUCGGACAGUGAGGGGGGAGUCGGUUUUGUGAAUCCUCGUUUAGGACCCUCGUCAUAUGUCUAUAACUCAGGUGACGGAUUUGGGGGUGCCCUGGCUGCGUCUCGGCUUGGAUCUCCCCAGCCAAGGCACGUGGAGGAGCCCGCAGUGAGGGCACACACGAGCCUUUCCCCGUGUGAGGGGCGAGACCCUCUUGUGUUCCCAAAUGUGGGGCUCAGGCCGGAGGCUGGAGCCAUCCCCAGUACAGGAUAUAUUUUUGCACUUCGCGGUAUCACCUGUCACAUUUCCCACUUGAAAACUGGCGUGCUAGCAUCGAAGAUACCUGAUGUAGAGGCCCAGUGUUUGAGCCAUACCCACAGAGCUCGACUCCCCUCCUGAACGCCCCGGCGAUCGGGCUCCACGCAGGGUCACAUUCUCCCCGUCGUGCUCUGUGGACGGACACUGACGGGGUCAGCAGUCCACCCACCCAGAUUGUGUACAAGGAGAUGUGGACUGCGUCCCCACACACGGAGUCUGGAACUGUAGCAGCACUUCAGCCGAAUUUCGGGAGCACUUGGUGUUGAGGCCCCGGUCGCUGGGUCUGGUCGGGCGGCCACCAGGCACUUUCUCAAAGCCAUGGCACUUGCUGUCGGCCGGUGUCCGCAGCACCCUCGCCUCGCACACUGAGCCAGGUGCUUCUCCUUGGCUGCGUGCAGUGACAGCUCACGUAGGCCACACGGGGACUCCAGCUCAUCCUGGCCCUGGCAUCGGCUUUGCUGUCGUCCCCGAAGCAGC
Molecule: messenger RNA, 3145 nt
Organism: Lepus europaeus (European hare)
Lineage: Eukaryota; Metazoa; Chordata; Mammalia; Lagomorpha; Leporidae
Gene: SV2B
Product: synaptic vesicle glycoprotein 2B
Exons: 12
Coding region: 174-2297 (707 amino acids)
Biological process (GO): chemical synaptic transmission; transmembrane transport
Cellular component (GO): membrane
Molecular function (GO): transmembrane transporter activity
Source: RefSeq, a predicted model, not a curated record